Glarea lozoyensis ATCC 20868 is the source of this 1842-nucleotide messenger RNA. RefSeq lists its product as uncharacterized. The transcript has a single exon. NCBI's taxonomy places the organism in Eukaryota, Fungi, Ascomycota, Leotiomycetes, Helotiales, Helotiaceae. The record is from RefSeq and is a predicted model, not a curated record. The coding region runs from base 1 to 1842 and encodes 613 amino acids.
AUGCGCCUCAUCAAGUGUGCGACUUUUGAACUUGAGGAGUUUCUCGGUAGCAACAUACCCAAGUACGCCAUAUUGUCUCAUACAUGGGGCAAUGAAGAGGUUUCGUUUGCGGAAUUCAAGUCCGACUUGAAUUCGGUCAGAUCCAAAGAAGGUUUUUCCAAAAUAAAUUCAUCUUGCGCUCAAGCUCUUCGGGAUGGACUACACUAUAUAUGGGUCGACACUUGCUGCAUUGAUAAGAGUUCUAGUUCAGAACUGUCUGAAGCUAUCAACUCGAUGUUCCAAUGGUACAAGCGCUCCACCAUAUGCUAUGCCUAUCUCUCUGAUGUAACGUUGGAGACGUUUCUUGUAAGCUUUCCACAGAGUCGUUGGUACUGUCGAGGCUGGACUCUCCAAGAGCUAUUAGCACCCAAAAAGCUUGUUUUCUACGACCGGGACUGGCAUGGAUUAGGCACUAAACAAGAUCACGCCGACUGGAUAUCUAGAUUUACCCGAAUAGACGUCGGCGCUUUACUUGAUGAGACCUGGUACGACCGCGCAGCUGAUUUAAUUACACCAGCGGGUCUUGGGGUCUUUUGUGUUGCUAAACGAAUGUCAUGGGCCUCCGAUCGGGAAACAACUAGAGUGGAAGAUGCAGCAUACUGCCUAUUAGGAAUUUUCGACGUCAACAUGCCACUGCUUUACGGGGAAGGAGACCGAGCUUUCAUUCGUCUUCAGGAAGAGAUCAUAAAGAGUUGUGACGACGACUCCAUAUUGGCAUGGGGCCUGGAUACGGAGGCGGAUGACGACUUUGACGUGCCUGAAAAAAUAAUGGAUGCUGUUUACGGUGGAGCUACCCCGGAGGAAACACUAGCCCCAUCACCCGAAUAUUUCAGGGAUUGCCAUGAGCUUAAGUAUGCUGCAGCGUCGCCCUCUCCAUUCGUAAUGACAAAUCUUGGCCUUCAGAUUGAGCUCCCUCUGGUGCCCAUUCGUGCAAUGCAUUCAAUUCCUCUGGCUCAUGAAGCAGGAGAUAUUCUGGGUUGGAUUGGGCUGCUCACCUGCGGAGGGCCCUCAGACGAGUAUCUUUUGGGGAUCGUGCUUUGGCCAGAAGCACAUGGAAUGACUAUCCCAGGCAAAGUUUUGCGCGUUCUGUUCGGAUUGUCAAAGCAAACGGUGCUAGUUGGCGCAAGAGUGGCUGCUGAGGCCGUUUUGUCUAAAAUUACUAUUCUUCGAAACAAUGACAGCCAAUCAGCUCGAAAGUAUUCUUAUGGAACUCGUCAAAUCAUGAUUAACGAGGGUGAAACCAUAUCGUGGCUUGGACUUGAUGAAAAUAACAAACCAGCGGCAUUAUACGCAUUUGCGACAGAUGUGCUAGACGAACAUCCGGGUCACUUCUACAAAUGGAAUCCCGUAACUGCAGUUCUCACUGUCAAAAAUCAGUUCAGUGGAUGUGAUCUGAUUACCAUCAACUUCGACGUCCGGAAUGGCUACGUUAAUCCCUUCUCGGUAUUAAUUCGUGGUCCCAGGGCGAUGGUACGGAAAGGACUCACAUUCUCACCUUUAGAACAGACUGAAAUCUACGAGUUAUUGAGUCACGAAAACAAGCAGAAAGAUAUAGACGACUUUGUUCUAGUAGGCAGGAAUGGGAUCUUAUACAGAGUUACGGUUGAAAUGACGGAAAAGACUGUUUGCAGCUGGAAGAUCAUCGAGGUAAAUAUCGAUGCUGUCAGGUUGAUGAAAGGUAAGAAUAUUAAUGGCGUCAGGGUUGAUGAUGGUAAGAAUGUUGAUGCCGUCAGUAUUGAUACAAGUCAAGAUGGUUCUGUCGAAAGUUGCGCAGAGCUAUCUGAUCGAAAUAGCGGUCUUUGA